Trichechus manatus latirostris (Florida manatee) is the source of this 2360-nucleotide messenger RNA. It is a transcript of the gene CRYZL1, whose product is annotated as crystallin zeta like 1. The record is from RefSeq and is a predicted model, not a curated record. NCBI's taxonomy places the organism in Eukaryota, Metazoa, Chordata, Mammalia, Sirenia, Trichechidae. The coding region runs from base 1034 to 2083 and encodes 349 amino acids. The transcript has 13 exons. Gene Ontology annotation, molecular function: oxidoreductase activity.
ACGAGCGGCUGGUGGAUUCAAAUUGCCGACCUCUGGGUUUGCAGCCCAGCUCUUAACCACUGCACCACCAGGGGUCUUCUUACAGGUAUUAUUUAAUCCUCACAGCAACCCUGUGAAGUAACUACUAUUGUCCCUAUAUUAUAGGCAUGAAAACUAAAACCCAAAACUUUGACCAAACCAAACCUGUUGCCAUCAAGUCCAUCCCGACUCAUGACAACCCUAUGAGUUACAGAAUAGAACUGCUUCUUUGGGUUUUCAGGCCUUCCACAGUGUGUUGAACCGCCAGCGUUUAGGUUAGUCGACCACCAUUUGCACCACCCAGGGACCAAAUUAAGGCUCCUCCUAAAAUACCAAACCUGUUGCUGUCUAGUCAGUUCUGACUCAUGGUGACCAGGAAGGUUAAAAGUAGCCCAGAGUCAUAGAGCGAGUAAGUAGAGGAGCCAGGAUUCACUCGGGCCAGUUAGGACUUGUAAAUCCUAUCUGCGUGACCACUGCAGAAUAUUCCUGCUAGCUUUUACCACUACUUUCACUUCACUGAUGCUCCUUCUCCAGAUUAUGGGAGGGGAUGAGAUGUUCAGAUUUGGAAUGGAGAAAGCUCCCCACAAAAUCAAGCUACCUCUCAGUGAAAUGGCUUGGUAGUUUGACAACUGUCUGUCCUGUGAAUUUAAAAUCAAAAUUCGGGAUUGAAGAAAAGAGUUGAGACGGCACUUAGGCCUCUAGACCCAUGCUCUUACCCUGGGCAGUAAUGAGUCUUGAUCAUUUGUGUACUUCCCUGAAGAAGAAGGUGGGUGAACUUGGGAGUUCUUCAGAUAUUCACUGUGGAAUCACAGUGUUUUUUGGUUUUGGUGAACUUUCUCUUUUAACUGAUAAAAAUGAAGGCUUUCUUGCUGUAAACUGUGAACUUUACAUAGAAUAUUUCAAAGAGUACAUUAGAAAAGCUAUUGUUGCUUUUUUUAGCUCCAGAGAAUUAAGGGGAGUUUUUAAGUAGAAGAGCAAGAAUACACGUAUCCGCACAUGAUAAAAUAAGGUGACUAUGAAAGGCUUGUAUUUUCAGCAGAAUUCCACAAAUGAAGAAAUAACGUUUGUAUUUCAAGAAAGGGAAAAUCUUCCUGUUACAGAAGAUAACUUCGUGAAACUUCAAGUUAAAGCUUGUGCUCUGAGCCAGAUAAACACAAAGCUUCUGGCAGAAAUGAAGAUGGAGAAGGAUUUCUUUCCUGUUGGGAGAGAAAUUGCUGGAAUUGUAUUAGAUGUUGGAAGCAAGGUAUCAUUCUUUCAACCAGACGAUGAAGUAGUAGGAAUUUUACCCCUGGAUUCUGAAGACCCUGGGCUUUGUGAAGUCGUUAGAGUACAUGAGCAUUACUUGGUUCCUAAACCAGAAAAGGUUACAUGGACAGAAGCGGCUGGAACAGUUGGGGAUGGAGUGCGAGCCUAUACCGCUCUGCAUUACCUUUCUCAUCUCUCCCCAGGGAAGUCGGUGCUGAUAAUGGAUGGCGCAAGUGCAUUUGGUAUAAUAGCUAUUCAGUUAGCACACCACAGAGGAGCCAAAGUGAUUUCUACAGCGUGCAGCCUAGAAGACAAGCAGUGCCUUGAAAGACUUAGGCCUGCUAUAGCCCGAGUGAUUGAUGUAUCUAAUGGGAAAGCCCAUGUUGCCGAAAGCUGUCUGGAAGAAACAGGUGGCCUGGGAGUAGAUAUUGUCCUAGAUGCUGGAGUGAGAUUAUAUAGUAAAGAUGAUGGACCCACUGUAAAAUUACCACUCCUACCACAUAAGCAUGACAUCAUCACACUCCUAGGUGUUGGAGGCCACUGGGUGACAAGAGAAGAAAACCUUCAGUUGGAUCCUCCAGAUAGCCACUGCCUUUUCCUCAAGGGAGCAACAGUGUCUUUCCUUAAUGAUGAAGUUUGGAAUCUGUCAAAUGUACAACAGGGAAAAUACCUUUGUAUCUUAAAAGAUGUGAUGGAGAAGUUAUCGACUGGUGUUUUUAGACCUCAGUUGGAUGAACCCAUUCCACUAUAUGAGGCCAAAGUUUCCAUGGCAAUUGUUCAAAAAAAUGAAGGAAGAAAAAAGCAAGUUGUUCAAUUUUAAUUUUAUUCUUCCUCAGACCUCAGUUGGAUGAACACAUUCCAGUAUUUGAAGCCAAAGUUUCCUUGGAAAUUGUUCAGAAAAAUCAAGGAAGAGAAAAGCAAGUUGUUGUGUUUCUAAGCAUUUUCUCCUGCUAAGACAAGAUGCUCAGAGUUACGUGAAUCUUUGAAAAGUAGAUUAAUUGUGCAAACGGUUAACGUCUGAAGGGAGUGUUGUGAAAAGCUCGUUUCUGUUGUCUCUAAACACGCUGCCUCCCUCCGCUGCACCACCCUUACCUUGG